This is a messenger RNA of Brugia malayi, 2109 nucleotides long. RefSeq lists its product as uncharacterized. Gene Ontology annotation, cellular component: cell cortex. The coding region runs from base 1 to 2109 and encodes 702 amino acids. The record is from RefSeq and is a predicted model, not a curated record. Lineage: Eukaryota; Metazoa; Nematoda; Chromadorea; Rhabditida; Onchocercidae. The transcript has 7 exons. Gene Ontology annotation, biological process: imaginal disc-derived wing hair organization.
AUGAUUAUUGUUAUAUCAUUAUUCCUAGAUUUAUUGAUCGUUAACAUACUGAAUCGUAAAUAUCUUGGAACAUAUGCUUAUCCAUCCUAUCCAUUGGGUCAUCCCGAAAAUGAUUGGAUAUCGGUACAUCGUCAUUUAAAUGCACCGGAUAUCAUCCAUUUUACCAAAUGCUCAUCACCUAUAACAACAUGCUCAACAAUUCUCGACUCAUCUAUUGUCCCAGAUCAAGAACCUGGACUAGUUACAAAACAACAAUGCUCCUGUCAAUGUAAAGCAGAUGCUGCUGUAUUUUUGCCUUCUACUCGGAGCUGUAUCAAUAAACUUGAUGAAUGCCGUCAACAAAUACCGUUUCAAUCUAUCAAUGAUAAUUCUAAACGAUGGUUACCAACUUUUAGCAUACCAGCAACAAAUAGCAUUUUUGCUCCUUCACAUAUUAUUCUUUGGAAUGAAGUGAUAAAACGAAGAAAAGAUAUUGCUGAAGAUGAAUUAAAAUGCUUUGUAAGGGAUACUUUUGUACAAACCGACGAUCUAUGGAUAUUACACAAUGAUAGUAAAUUGUUUAAAUUGGAAAACUACAAUUACACUAAUUAUCUUAUUUGGAUAGGAAGCGAAACAGAUGCUAAAAGAAUGGAAGGCAGUAUUAUACAGCUAAAAAUAUUCUGCAACAAUGCUAUUUCUGAAUUAUAUUGCAUUGCAUUUCGAAUUGCUGGCAUACAUGUGAAUGCUAAUUUGACUCAUCGUUUUAAUGAUAUGCAAUGGAAUCGAGUUGAAUUAAUCAUAUGCGUAUUACUUACAACAUUGCUUGGCAUAACAUUAUUUGGUGGGAUUGCAUUAUGGAAAGUAUGUUGGAAAAAGGAAAAAAGUAAACUCGUCUCAACGAUGCAAAUGCAAUUCCUCUAUCAUAUGAAACAGCAACAGGUAUAUAUGCAAGAGCAAAUAGCUUCAAUAAAAGCAAGCAUUGAACGACAUCCAACAUUUGAAAAUGAAACUGAUCAGUGUCCAACAAAUGUUGGAAUACAGAAGAGGAAACUAUACUUUAGUGCUGAUUUCUUCGAACCUGAGCUAAUGGCUAAUCCCCCGGUGUUAGCUGUGCAAUUUGUAUACGAACUACGGAAGAUGAUUGAUAUAGCCAAGGAUCGUAUUCGGAUGAAACGACAUGUUCCGACUCUAACAACCAUUUCAGAAGAUAGCGAAAGCGAUGAAUAUUUAGAAAUACCUCGACCACCAAGUCGAAUGAAUGAACGUAUUGAUGAGCUUUCACCAAAAUCUCUAAAUUCAGUGGAUUCUGGAUGUGACUCGAUGAGUGAUGAAGAUGUUCAAAAUCAAAAAGUAUUAACUCAAGAUCAGGAACAAGAAUCAGAGCAAAUACGGAAAACGGAUAAGGAUGGAAAGUGGAAUGAGAAUGAGUCAGAAAGAAAAAGAAAAGAAAAUGAAAACAUGCAACCGAAUUCCUGUCAUCAAAAAGUCCGGCAAUGUACAAUAAUACCAAAUAAAGUCAACAAUUUGAUGCCACGACCAGUCACUAAAGUUGUACAAAUUUCUAGGAUACCUACUACCACAUCACCAUCUCGAGUAACCUUAGUGACAACAACACAACGGCUUAAUCCAAAACCUUUUUUAUCUACUGAUUUAUCCAAAGCAAUUUAUGAUCGACAAAAUGGUGCGAAUGCAUUAAUGGAAAAUGCCAUUUCAUCUACUGCAUCCAAAUUACCAAAUUUGGUAUCAAUAAAACGUGAACCACCAAAUCUGAAACGUAUUCUGAAUAACGUGCCACCACCCUUACCUGAAACUACUCCACCAAGUACGCCACCAUCAUGUCGUAAUCGAUUAUAUAGCGGUCGGCGGAAAGCUUAUGCUGUUUUUCCAAACAGUGAUUUGAUGCUUAAAAAAUCAUUACCACGGCGAUCAAAACGACAACAAAGAUUUGGAACUGCUACUGCAGUUGCUGUGCAAACAACAUUAUCAUUAUCACCUCCGCCACCAGUACCAUCAUCCACAUCAACAUCGGUGUUGCAAUCAUCACCACAGUCAUCAUCAUCGUCAUUAUCAUCAUCUUCAUCAUCAUCAUCAACAUCAUCAUCAUUAUCUUGUGUAUCAUCCACUACGUAA